UAUCCAACGCUGCCUCUGUACACGUUUGUUUUAACUCGAAUCAUUAGGUUCUUUACCAACAGUCGUAGUGUAUUACAGAACUGACUUCAUGGUGUUCGGAUCACUUUAGAUAGAAGUGUCCUUUACCUAUCUGUCAGCAUGUCUUAUGCAUGUGCAGUGUGGCUCGCUGUUCAGGAAGAUUCAUACAGAGCUAGUGAACCGAUUCCUAACAUUCUGAACAGCGACAGUAACAGCACCAGCAUCAGCACCAGCAUCAGCACCAGCAUCAGCACAAGCAUCAGUAACAGCACCAGCAUCAGCACAGACCCCCGCACCACAGAACAUCUCAGCAACCAGCCAAUAAGUCGCCUGGACAUUUUUGAUGACUACUUUUUGGCACAGUGUUUUCAUAUGACUCGCCAGUGUGUAACAUUUAUUGUGGACUGCGUAAAAGCACGCAUGAAAAAGGACGUGUUUAGACCCUGUAGAGACGCCACUUCCAUUGAAUCACAGACACUUGCGGCUCUCUAUUUCUACACGCAUGGGUUUCUGCCAAGGAAAAUUACAGACGCGUUGGGACUGGAGCACGAAAGAGCAAGCGACGCCGUCAGCAUCGUGUCUAAGGUCUUGGAGGAUAUGUGCCCAGACUUCAUUACUUUCCCUGGCACUUAUGAUGAUCGCAUGGGUGUUGCACAGGGGUUUAAAUACAUAAGUGGUAUUCCAAAUGUAGUGGGAGUUUUAAACUGGUUACAUGUCCAUGUGACCCCUUCUCCAGCUGAAGAGAGUGUUUUCCUUAACACCAGGGGUUACUACUCAGUAAUGGUGCAGAUCAUAAGUGAUGUAGAUGGAAAUCUACUGAGUGUGGAACAGUGUUGUCCUGGGGGGACUCAGGAACAGGCUGUUUGGGAAAGCUCAAAUAUUUGUCAAGAGUUUACCAGACUUCAGCAUGGACAUACCUGGGUCCUGGGUGGGAAAGGUCUGUCCAAAGCUAAAUUUGUGCUGAGCCCUGUGAAAGGCUCCCGGAUCAAGGCCGAUUCAGCCAGACGUUUCAACUCUUCUCAUUCACAGGUUUGGAAAUCCUCUCAGCAUGUCUUAGGCUGUUUGAAAACCCGUUUCCGGUGUUUGCAUAAUCUUGGAGCUGUACAGGUUGAUAACCUCAAGCCUGUAGCUCGCAUUGUCAAUGCUUGCUGUGUUCUCCACAACAUCUCUAAAAAGUUUUCAGUACCGCUACCCAACAAGCUGGAGCAUUUACACCCAUAUACAGAGAUGAGGCAAGAAGAAGAGGAGAACUUUGUUGACCCAGAAGAGGCAAUAGAAGACAUGAUAGAGAUGUGUUUUGGGAAUUCUAGGAAUAAAGAGGAGCAAGAAAGGAAAAACACCGAGGAUAUUGAGAAGAGUCACAAACAAAUUGUUCACAAUUCACACAAGAACAUUUCUUAAUAUUGAAAGACUUUGCAUAUUAGAACUACAGUCUGAAUCCCACUGAACAGCCCCACUGUUGAAUGCCACCCUGAGGAGGGAUAUGUACUCCUGCAAACAUUAGUCCUUUAACAAAUCAUGUGUCUUGUUCCUGUGUAUACAUUUUAGCUUAAACAAAUGAGAAGCAGUUGUAUCUGCCUGUGGUUACCAUAAACUCCCGCAUGUUCAUAUACUCU
Tachysurus vachellii is the source of this 1634-nucleotide messenger RNA. Its product is annotated as putative nuclease HARBI1. The transcript has 2 exons. NCBI's taxonomy places the organism in Eukaryota, Metazoa, Chordata, Actinopteri, Siluriformes, Bagridae. The coding region runs from base 139 to 1419 and encodes 426 amino acids. The record is from RefSeq and is a predicted model, not a curated record.